Anopheles aquasalis is the source of this 3615-nucleotide messenger RNA. RefSeq names its product probable G-protein coupled receptor Mth-like 14. Gene Ontology annotation, molecular function: G protein-coupled receptor activity. NCBI's taxonomy places the organism in Eukaryota, Metazoa, Arthropoda, Insecta, Diptera, Culicidae. The record is from RefSeq and is a predicted model, not a curated record.
CGGUUUUACGAUUUCCUCGCAGCAGAUACGCACCUCGCUAUCGAGUUUUGCUGAUAACGAACUAGCUACGUCAACAUGAGACGGUGAAGGGACGUGAUAUUCCCGGUCAACAGCGGCCAGCAGCACUACGGACUAAUGUUUAGUCUAGUGUACUCGUCUCGUCUAGCGACAGCUCUUGGACGGAUCGUGCGCGACUGGUGACUGCGGUUGGUGGAUCGGAUUCGGUGUCACUAGUGAAUUGGUCAGCGCACGCAUGGGUUGGGCAUCGGGCCGUUCGCGCAUCCAUCUUCUAUCGCCGGUGAAGGUUCGCCCGAAAAUACCACCUUACGGUGGAUCUUGUGAUCGGUGAUCGAAAAUCGACGUCAUUUUGUGGGGCGUGAAUUUCGUUGCAGUCACACCCGGGACCGUGACCGAGUGAGUGCGCUUGCGAGCAGGCAUUUUGCGUAAUAUUCCGAUACUCGCCGCUGUGUCCGCUAGAAUUCGUGUACCAUCCGUCCGUCCGUCCGGUUCGCUAUCUCAUCGAGACUCCCGUAGUAGGAACACACAAAUACCGAGGGACGGGCUUAUCGGACCAUUAGCCGAACCGAACGGUAUAGUUAUCGGUCCCGUAGGGAUCGGUCCUUCGGUACGCGGUUCCGUACAGUGCAAGGUGAAUCCAUCAACGAGUGCUGAUAACCGAAAGCUUCCGGGAUAUAUAGGGGGGGGGUGCAGGGGCAUCAAGUACCUGCUGCUGGUGGUGCUACUCAUGAGUACUUCGGUGCCGGUGUCGUGGCCUUCGAGGCGAAAUCGCGAGUGACCAGGGCCUGUCUUCGACCCGCAGUUUCGGGCGGUUAGUCGCGCCUGGACGGGCCAUGUUCGCACAUUGCCAAGGUGGGCGCACAUUAGACCUUCAGUGACAGUGAUCUCGUGAGAAGCAGAACAUCAUGGCUCGGCGAUCGUCGCCCGUUGUGUUAAGCUGGUGGCUAAUUGUAGUGUUGGUGCUGUUGCAGCAGCAGCAGCUACAGCCGGUGAACGGUGGCGUCGGAAGUGGCAAGCACUUGGAGGGUACGUACGAGGAGUACGAUGAUGAGGGACCCUACCAUCGACCGAUCGUGGUGCCGAGCGAAGGAGACUACAACUAUGACUACGAUGGGCUGGACCAGCCGGUGCAUCCAGUGGCCACACCUGCCGGCGAGAACACUACGCAAGAGCUUCCGAUUCUACUGCACGGUGAAUUCGGUGAACUGCAUGAUCCACCGCCCAGUGAUAUCGAGCAGCUGUUGAACGAAAAGCCGGUACUUCCGGUACAGGAAGUGCAAAGAAGUGACCAUAAUCUGACCAACAUGACUACGUCAGAGGUGAUACCGUCUACUACGGAGCAGGUGCCGGCGGUUGACGAGGAUUGCAGCCGAUAUCAAAAACUGCCAGUUCAACCGAUGUACGUUAACAGCACCGCGAGCGUGAUAAGAAAGUGUUGCCCAGUCGGUCAGCGUAUGCUGCACGAUGGUACCCGGUACGUGGAGUGUGGAAAGGAUGAUUUCGAUUCGGGCCCAAUAAGUCCGACCUUUGAGCUGAAAGCGAUCGUGGCCCAGCUGCACGAGGGUUGCAUUGAAGAUCGCGAAGAGGAGAUUAAUCUGCGCGUGCUAGCUGGUGAACCGUGCCCGAUGGAUUACGGAUUGAUUGCCUACGGUAAGCGUACCAAGGAUACGCUGUACGUGAUCCAGAACGGUUCGCUACUCGUGGUGCUCGAUCAGAUGCUGGAGUACUACAUCUACAAUGCGUACUGCCUGGAUUACGAUCCGGCGGAUGCUUCAGUAAUGGCGUACGUCUGUGUUUCGGAUGUGGCGCUGUCUCCGGACGUGUUUAAUGGUCAGAUCGUAAUGCUAACACUGUGUCUCAUCAUGGCGGUGCCGCUGCUACUGGCUACUGCCUUUUUUUACUACGUCAUUCCCGAGCUGCACGACGUACAUGGUAAAGCGUUGGCUAUGAACUGCGUUAAUUUCGCCGUCGCAUUGCUACUGGAAACGUACUUUCAAUACCGCACGCAUGGCCACCGGCUGGACUCGGAUGAGGUUGUGCUAGAAAGUUACGCCGAGUACUUCAUACUGGCCACCUUCUUCUGGCUCAUGGUGAACAUCGCCAACAACUGUUUCCAUGCUUGGUACUUUUUGCCAAAACGCCAAACGCCGACAAGUGAGCGGAAACGAUUCCUACUAUACGCGAUCAUUGCACAGCUAGUGCCCUUGUUUAUCAUCCUGACAUGGGGUGCGACGUCAACCGGUGGUCGCGCUGUUAAACAUUACUUCUUUGUGCCGAUCAUUGUGGUGCUGAUACUUAAUCAGAUACUGCUGGUCGCGACGAUGGUGGGCCUGGGUCGAGUUAAAGGGCAACACUUUGACAAUAUUGAGGUCCGGAAUCGUUUGAUAGCGGCGAAUCAGGAACCGAAAGCGAUGCAAAUUUCCUUGAUCGCGUGUGAUCGGCUCAACAAGGUUAUCUAUAUGAACAAGUACACCUCAUUACUGUACACGGUGAUGACCGUUGUAUGGGUUGCAACGAUUUGCACCUACUACCUAACGGGAGAGAUCCCCAUCUUCUUCGACAUUCUGUUCGGCUUCCAGGGGAUAUUCAUGUUUGUAAUCUUCAUCUGCAUGCGGAAACCGUUCCGUGUGGUGCAGAAUUGGUUCUCACGCAACGGUUACUGUACGGCGUGCUGUUACACCGAGCCACAGCAAACAGAAGAAGCACCACCCCAGAGGAUGGUUCACGCCCGUCAGGCAACAGUGCUGGAACUGGAACCCAUAGUCAGCGUUAGACGAGUGCAACCAGUGGCAGCGGAAAUGAAUGGUUCGGCAAAGUGUGCACCAGACGAGCAGUGCAGGGGUGGCCACGUAGCAAGUAUCAAACACAAACGCACCAGAAAUCCGUUUAAGUACGUGCCCCACGAUUCCUGUACCCAUGAACCGCAAACACGGCCCGGGUGUUGAUUGAUCAACAACGCCACGCUAGGCAUAGGUUACGUUUUAAGUAUUCGACCAAUUUUAAAUACAUACAAAACACCAUUCACACCAUACAAAUAACUGCAGCUGGGUCGUUGAUACGUGGUUUCAUUUGGAAAACCGUUCCAUUUAUUUUGGUCAAUCCUGUACAUGAAGCACAACAGAAUUCUACUACUUUUAAGAAAAUGUGUUUUUUCCUGCUCGCUAGGUGUGAAUCCGGUUUGCGACACUUGGCUUGUAACGGGUUGCAGCGGCAUAUAACACAUUCCUAUUGUCCUUCUCUAGCUCCAUCUUAAAUCGUAGCUAAAAAAGGUACCCGUUGCAGCUUUGUCUAAGCGGGUGCUAUAGGCAUCUAAGAGGGAAGCACAUUGAAUAGACAAAUAGAAAUGGAAAAAAACACCAACAAUCGGAUCGUUACAGCUACACCGCGCGGGGAAAAGUGCUAAAAUUAAUCGAGUAAAAUACACAACAAACUGUACAAAACAACAUAAAAGCAACCAGCAAAACUGCACUAUCGGUCAACGCCAUUCUCCGUUGUACUUAGUAUAGUAGGAAGGAUUUGAAUUUUAAGGGACAUUGUUUUUGUUUUUAGGACAUGAUCGAAUAAAAUUGAGCUUCAGAAGCUUCUGGCUUUCGGAGA